Messenger RNA from Hyaena hyaena (striped hyena), 1668 nucleotides. It is a transcript of the gene ARLN, whose product is annotated as chromosome unknown C4orf3 homolog. The record is from RefSeq and is a predicted model, not a curated record. The transcript has 2 exons. Lineage: Eukaryota; Metazoa; Chordata; Mammalia; Carnivora; Hyaenidae. The coding region runs from base 89 to 295 and encodes 68 amino acids.
GUGGCCAAUUUCUGGCAAGGUGAACGCGGAAGUACGGUACGUGAGGGAUUUUCACCCGCUCUGACUGCGGCCGGUUGUCGGGUGCGAGAUGGAGGCGGGCGCGGCGCCUGAAGAUGGUCAGAACGGCCCCCGGGAGCGGCUAGCCUUGGGUGAAGCUGGGAGGCAGCAGCAGAAUCACGAAGUGCGGUCUCAAUCGAGGGCAGACCGGUUUCCAAAACAUUCCUACUGGUUGGAUCUCUGGCUCUUCAUCCUCUUCGACCUGGUGUUGUUUAUCUUCGUGUAUCUUUUACCCUGAAUGGUUUGCCUGUGUCUACACUAAGAAGUUGGGUGCCUGGAGUGGAUUCUGAAAAGGACUACAAACUUCUUGGAGAAGAAAGGAUUGUGCAACAGAACUUCAAACUCUGAGGGACUUUCAUUUUACAUACUCUGUUAUUCAUUUUGGGGACUACAUUAAAUGGGUAAUGGUCUCACCCAUUCACAUAGCUAAGUUCUUAAAACUAGACUCUGAUUGAUGUUUAAAAACUUUUCAAACAUCUAAUGGCUUUAAGGGGCUGAAUAUUAAAAUAUUUAUAUGUAAGGGUUUAGUGUAUUCAUUAAGAAAUACAGUAAAUGUCUAGCCUGUAACAUCUUAAAGGUUAGCUAGAGUUAAGUAUGAUGCAAAAAUAUGGUGAAAUAUUAAGGUGAAGUAUAUAAAAAGAAAUCAGUCAAAAGCAAGGGAAGGGUUUUGAGAGAGUUAAGAGCUAUCCAGAAAAUGCAGACCCACAAUGUAUUGGCUGUAAGUAACAGUUUAAUUUUUAGAUUAAAUGGUCUUCUGUUACGGUUGCCAGGUUGAUACAAUCUCAGAGAAAGUAUAUAAUAUCCAACAUUGGAAAUCUAGAGUGCAUGUCUUCUCACCUGGAUGCUUCUUGCCACUCCCUUUUAGGCUUUUGAACUUCCCUAAAAUAAAUCCGUGUCUCAAGCCUAUUUUUUAUUGUUGUGGUUGCAUUAAGAAUGCUUGUGGCCAGAACAUGUUUUUUAAAAAUAUUUGUACCUUAAAUACUUUCUCAAAGUGAGCUCAUUUACUCUUUUCAGUAAAUAUUUGAGCAUUUACUCUGGGCCAGGUAACAGUGGUGAGCAAAACAGACAAAAAAAUCCCUGCCUUCUUAGAGCUUACAUUCUUAUCUAAAUGUUAACAAGAAUUUACAUUCUAGAAAGAUGAGCUAGUAUUUAAUCAGAAAGGUCACACUCCCAAAACAGCUACUAAAAGCCCUUCAGAAGCCAUUCCUAUUAUCUAACAGAUAUUCCUUUAUGUAACAUAUGGUAGAAAUGGGCUCUUGUUGAAAUUGGUGACAUUUGAUACGUAUGAAUUGCCUCAAUAUUUUGAGGAUAUUCCCUUUCCUUAGAAACAGGGCAUAGAUCUAGUAAACUACAUCCUCUCCCUUUUACAAUGGCAGUUAAAAUGCAAUCUGGAACUCAUUUUGGAUGAUUUUAGUUGCCUAUUGUCAACUAUGCCGUUAAUAAUUACGCCUUCGGGAUAUUGUUGCAUCUGCCUGGAGAGAACCUUUUAUGCAAAGGUUGAAGCAUCUAAAGAAACAAAGAACUGGGAUUUCAUGGAGUAUACCAAAUAUGAAUGAUUUUUCUGCUGCUUGCUAAGAAUUUUGUCCAAUAAAUGUUUAUUAUAUAAUUAAA